AUGCUUCCCCUGGAGGUCAGGAAGCAGAAGCCGCACCGCGUGUCGGAACCGACGUGCGAGGCGGACAGUCCUCCGGUCCCGACUCGGCGCUUAAAGAACCGGGACUUCCCUCUGAGCGUGAAGCGCCGGCGCUCCGGUGGCGCCGCACCGGAGCGCAAGGUGAACUGCGUCCUGGUUGGAGACGGAGCCGUGGGCAAGACCAGCCUCAUCGUCAGCUACACCACCAACGGGUACCCGGCGGAGUACGUCCCCACCGCGUUGGACAACUUCACCGUGAUGGUUGUUGUGGACGGAACACCCGUGAGACUGCAGCUCUGCGACACGGCGGGACAGGACGAGCUGGAGCUCCUCCGCCCUCUGUGCUACAAGAACGCCGACGUCUUCCUCCUCUGCUACAGCGUGGUCCGCCCCUGCUCCUUCCGCAACCUGAUCCGCCGGUGGGUUCCUGAGAUCCGCCGGCACCGCCCCGGCGCGCCCCUGGUCCUCGUCGGCACCCAGCUGGACCUGCGGGAGGACGUCCAGGUGCUGAUUCACCUGGCGCAGAACCAGCUGCGGCCCGUGGCCACCGAGGAGGGCCGGCGGCUGGCCCUGGAGCUCGGGGUGGCGGGCUUUGCCGAGUGCUCGGCGCUGACCCAGAAGAACCUGAAGGACGCUUUCGAUUCGGCCAUCUUGGCCAGCGUCCAGCAGACGGACUGCAGCGGCCAGCAGCAGCGGCCGACUCUGAGGGAGAAGACGCCCGAAAAGAUCAAGAGCCUCUCGGAGACCUGGUGGAAGAAGAUCAACUGUCUGAUGGUCGAGCAGAGCUGUGACUGCCAGUGA
Cyclopterus lumpus (lumpfish) is the source of this 819-nucleotide messenger RNA. Its product is annotated as rho-related GTP-binding protein RhoU-like. Bases 1 to 819 code for a protein of 272 amino acids. The transcript has 3 exons. NCBI's taxonomy places the organism in Eukaryota, Metazoa, Chordata, Actinopteri, Perciformes, Cyclopteridae. Gene Ontology annotation, biological process: small GTPase-mediated signal transduction. Gene Ontology annotation, molecular function: GTPase activity; GTP binding. The record is from RefSeq and is a predicted model, not a curated record.